This is a messenger RNA of Folsomia candida, 1936 nucleotides long. RefSeq names its product spermatogenesis-defective protein 39 homolog (gene Vps16B). Gene Ontology annotation, cellular component: cytoplasm. The record is from RefSeq and is a predicted model, not a curated record. NCBI's taxonomy places the organism in Eukaryota, Metazoa, Arthropoda, Collembola, Entomobryomorpha, Isotomidae. Gene Ontology annotation, biological process: intracellular protein transport; vacuolar transport. The transcript is spliced from 12 exons. Bases 243 to 1592 code for a protein of 449 amino acids.
GUCAUUAUGUCGUUACGAGUGUCAUUGGUGCAGGUUUAUCUUUAGAGGACAGUCCAAAAAUUAUAUUCUUUCAUUUCGAAUGCAAACGCAGCAGUAGGCACAAACUGGAAUCUGCUGAAUACUAUUUUCUCAACAGUCUAUGUGAUCAGUGCUGUGAUUUAUUAAUCUUUCAAAGUCUUAACUACACAAAAUUGGCAAAAGUUGAGUCAACUGAAAACCAAAUUUCUACUUACAUUUUCGAAAUGUCGAAUCGACUUGGAAUAGACGACGAGAAAUACUGGAACGACUCUAAAAUCAAAGGCUUUGGUUUUGGCGAAGAUACAGAGUCCAUCGAAGAGGACAACAUAUUUUACGGUGUUAGUCAAGAACGCGACGCAGCGACGAAGGUGGGUCAGGAUCUCAGGGCAGAAGUGAGUUCUUUGAGUUCCUUUGUCUCGGAUGAAUCCUCGGAAGAAAUUCACGAAAGUUUCCAACGGCUCCGAGACCUCCCACCAUUCCUGUGGAAUUCUGGCCCCUUGGAACUAGAACUGGAUCGACCUGUUUCUGGUGCUUUAAAUCCUGAGGCAUAUAUGCACCGUGAACAAGGUGACACGAGGCCUCUUCACCUCCCUAGUAUGGACGAGACCAUUCACCAAUUACUAAAUAGUAACGAACAUGUAUUGUUGGAACAUUAUCAAAGUCUCAGCCAGAAGAAACAAUUAUUAACCAGGGCUAUUGAAAUUCAUGAUGGGAAUGCCAUUUUGGCUGUGACAUUGUUCUUAUACAAAACCUUAAAGCACAGUAUUUUUAGACAAAUGCUUAUUGAACACAAAGCAGCUGCGAAUCAUUAUGUAAGAUAUUUGGAAACAAAAAAUGAAGUUAAUCAUCUCGUCGAUCUUCUCAACAUGCUGGGCAGGACAAAGGAAGCCAUGUUGAUUCGAUAUAAGCACAUUUUAAGACGGGAAAACAAUUUGCAAAACUUUUUGAAGGAAAUGGAACAUUUUUAUCAUUCAGAGUGUCAACUGAGCAAUGAAGAAGUGGCGUUACUAUUUAAUCAACAUCUACAACUGCUUUAUAUAUAUAAGGAGAUCAAGGAGAAAACUUCAUUUAUUCACACGGAUAAUUCAUCAGUACUGAAAACGCUCAACUUUGUAGCAGAAAAUUUUUAUGAAAAUACAAACCCUCCGUUAACCGCUGACAAUAUCAAACAAAAAUUCAAUCUAAAUGUCAAGCAAUACAAUUGGGUUGUUCUCAAAGCUUUAGUUGUACAACAAAAGUGGCCACAAAUCGAAGCACUUUUACUGACAAAAACUUGGUUAGGCAGUUCAAAGGACAGAUGCUUGUUGCCCCUCGAAGAAGUUUGCAAUACAUUGAAGGACGGGGACGCUCCCAUAGACUUGGUUGCCAGAUUUGUAAGACUAAUUGACGACACUGAAAAGAAGUUGGUCAUUGCCCGUAAACUAAAUUGUCAUAGUGUUGUUAUUGAUGUUUACGCUGCCCAAAAAGACAGAGCCGCAAUUUUAACUUACAAAUCUAAUUUGGAAGACAAUUCUAAAGAAUUUGUGUAUGCUGAAACCAUAUUAAAACAUAAUGCAAUAAAAUGGAAAAAUUGACUGGUGCCUUAAUCGUUAUCACAUCAAAAUGUAAUAUUGUUAAUUCUGUGAUCAAACUAUUGACUGAAGUAGAAUGACUAUGAUGAGGUUUUUUAAUGAAUAUUUUUAUUGGUGACCAAGUAUGUUAACUAAAUGUUAAUUAUAAUAAAAUAUAUUUCUGCACAUAUUUUUUUAAUUAAAAAGGCUUAAAACGACACGACACACAAAUUUAAUAACAGUUUUCGGAUAUUUUUUAUGUUCGAAAAUCACAAACAGAAUUGAGCGCGCUAGUGAGUGGCUAUCAAUAACAAUUUGUAAUGAAUUGAUCUCGGUUCACAUUUGAAUAAAGGAUUAACAAAAAUUGA